AUGAUUCACAACCCAAAUGAGUUAGCUCACACGUUGGCCACAACUCAGCCGAUGCCGGACACGGAAAAUAGAACAGUGGAAAUUCCAGAAUCUGUUCCACGGAGUCCCUACUCAGUCGCCAAGACGGAACUAUUCUUUCUUGGAUUGACCAUCUUCUAUUACACAUUCCUCGUAUUUCUUGGUGUUUGCGGAUGGAUUCGAGCUCGCAUUUGUCUACACCUUAAGCAUCGCAAACAACGCUUUCAAAGACCGCCCCAUUUUGAAAUUGGUCCAAACCAAUUACACAUUCGUUUUGUGGAAGAUGAUGAUUCCAUGUGA
This is a messenger RNA of Dicrocoelium dendriticum, 318 nucleotides long. The record is from the annotation of a GenBank genome assembly. Lineage: Eukaryota; Metazoa; Platyhelminthes; Trematoda; Plagiorchiida; Dicrocoeliidae.